AUGAAUGGUAUAUUAAACUUAAAGACAGAUAAAUUAGGGAGUUCCUCAAGUAAAGCUAAAUCAGAAUCAGUUUCUCUAAAGAUACCAACUUCGUCUCCAGCUCAGCAAGGCAAAACUAACGUUCCUACAAUACGCAUUAGUGCACCUACAAAUACGCAACAUCCAUUAAAUCAAAGUUUAACAUCCACUUGA
Messenger RNA from Racocetra persica, 192 nucleotides. The record is from the annotation of a GenBank genome assembly. NCBI's taxonomy places the organism in Eukaryota, Fungi, Glomeromycota, Glomeromycetes, Diversisporales, Gigasporaceae.